GGCCUGCGCGGCCUCCGGGGCAGCGGGAGCGGCCGCCGCGCCAUGGUCACCCUGGGGCUGCGGCGGGUGGAGGACAGCGUGGCCGCCAAGCACCCGGCGCUGCAGCAGUACGCGGCCUGCCAGUCCCACGCCUUCGUGAAGGGCAUCGGCACCUUCCUGGCAGGCACUGGGGCCGCCUUCGCCGUGCAGAAGCUGCUGAACAAGAAGCUGCCUUACAGCCCGCAGUGGAGCCUGCUGCUGGCGGGGGCUGCAGGGUCCAUUGCCAGCUAUGUGGUAACCAGAGCUGAGACACGGAAAUGUUCUGACUUCUGGAUUUACCUGGAGACAGGCAAGUCCCCCCAGGAGCUCGCUGGGGAUGGUAGGGUGUCUCAGCCUGGAGAAAAUCUGCCCAGCCCAGAGGAUGGAGAGAUUAUGGCACCGCUAGUGAGAAGGAACAAGUAUGGGGAUGUUGUGGAGUAGCCAGCAGAGCACACUAUGCCCUGUCCUGCUUCACCCCCUCCUGCCUGCCCAGCUGCCUCUGCUGCUUGAGAGACUGGUGGGCUCUGUGGCACUGCCCGGGAGCUUGGAUGAGUCAGUGCUGCAGUGGGAGUUUGGUGGAAGCACCACCAGGGGUUGUGGCCUCCCAGAUGGCCUCUGAAAAUCACAUGUGAGGUGCACAAUAAACAUCAAGAGCUGAAAGGA
Apus apus (common swift) is the source of this 681-nucleotide messenger RNA. RefSeq names its product transmembrane protein 141 (gene TMEM141). Lineage: Eukaryota; Metazoa; Chordata; Aves; Apodiformes; Apodidae. Bases 43 to 459 code for a protein of 138 amino acids. The record is from RefSeq and is a predicted model, not a curated record. The transcript is spliced from 5 exons.